Porites lobata is the source of this 2671-nucleotide messenger RNA. The record is from the annotation of a GenBank genome assembly. Lineage: Eukaryota; Metazoa; Cnidaria; Anthozoa; Scleractinia; Poritidae.
AUGGCGGACGGCAUUCAGGUAGUUUUGGAGAGCGUCCUUUCAUCACAUCAGUGCCAGUCUCGUUGUGAGUUUUGCUCACAGAAUAUUUCCAAGUACACUUGCCCUCGUUGUAAUGCUCGUUAUUGUUCCAGCACCUGUUAUAAGAGCCAAAAACACCGGCAAUGCUCUGAACUGUUUUACAAAGAGUGCGUCAUAACAACGUUGAGUGAACAAGAAGCAAGCAGAGAAAGUAAACAAAAAAUGCUUGAAAUGUUAAGGAAACUAGAGGAAGAAGACAGGGAAGCGAACGGUGAUUUUGUCACUGACGAUUUGGAGGAACGAUUGGGCGAGAUCGACCUCAACACGACUGAUGCUGAAGUUAUUUGGUCGGCCAUGAACGAGAAGGAGCAAAAGCAAUUCGAAGCGGCCGUGGAAACUGGACAAAUUUACGAAAUGAUUGACAUUUGGGUACCAUGGUGGACUCCAAGAUAUGAUACUCAAAACAGGUUAGCUUUGAAACUUUCACCUGUCAUUUUUUUUUUACAGGGGAGGGGUAGAGGGAAAAUGUGGUCGUUUUCCACAAUUUUCCCCCUUCCCCAUUGCAAUAGGGUAAAAGUGCUCAGUCAUCACCCUUAAUUAUUAUAUUUAUCAAAUCAGCAGCAAUUUUCCACAGUCUGUAUUCUUAUCGGCCUUAGAAGAGACAUCAAAAUGAUCAAAGUUUUCAGUGCAAAGUUUUGUACAUUUUGACAUCAUAGGUUGAUUGUCAAUUUCCUAGGAAACAAAGGAAACUGAGAAUCAACCUAGGUUAAAUCAAAAUUAACCUGAAAUCAAAUUUGAUCUGUCACAUAAACACCAUGGAAAAUUGUUGUCAAUUUGUUUUUUGCCAUAACAUUGACAAUUUUUAAGGGGCUGGACAAUCUGUGUCCUAGCGAGCCAUGGAAUAAAAUGCAUGAAAAAUGUUUCCUGCUUAGUUCCCUCUAGAUGUGUGAGGUUUUGCUGCUGAAAUAUUUGCAGAAUUGCCCAAUAUUGGUCGACUUUCAUUGAUUAGAGUUAAAUGCUCAUUUUACUGACUAGGGUGAAACACUUGCUUUACAGAUUAGAGUUAAGCACUGUUUAGGUUAAAUUUUUUUUUAAAGAUUAGGGUAAAGUGCUUUUUAGGGUUCAACACUCAUUUAUCCAGUUAGCUUUUGGUUAUUUUUUUCAUAUUACCGCUUUUUAAUUUUUUUUUCUAUUUUUCUUUUCUUGUGCCGUGUCCUAACUUGUUUUUGACAUCCUUUUCCGUUGAAGUUUUUCAAAAUAUUGCGCACGUAAAAAAGAGACAAACAAAUAAGUGCCAUCAUUUCCAUGGUCUGUACUCUUUUUACCUAUAGCUUUAAAGCCAACCAGUGUGUGAGAAAUCCUUCAGUUAUUGUAAAAAGCUGUUUUCUUUCAUUGGCUUUGCAAUCAUUGUAUAUAUGCUUACUGCUUGUCAAGGUCUGACAGAUAUAACAAUUAUUGCAUAAUGGGAAUCCGAUGCAAGAGUUAAGAAUGGAUGCUUUACUGACAGGUUUCAAAGCUUUCUUGGCAAGUUUUAAUGUUGAUCUGUACUUUGAAGUGUUUCAGAAACAAAUACAAAUGACAGUAACAAAUACAAAUCUUUAUUUUAAGUCAUUGCAGAAAACAUUAUUUAGAAAAUUAUUUUUGCUACUCCUAUAAAAUUCAAUUCUAAAGCUAAGAGUGGUUUAGAUCUGGGGCUGCUUGUAGUGAAGCUACGGGAAAAAAAUAUUGAAUUAUUGAGAUUGCAAGAUCAGUUGGAUUAUUUCAACUGGCUCUUUUCAGUAGCCAAGCAACACACUAUGAGGAAUUUUUGGCUACUGCUAAUAAUUUAUUGUCCAAGAAGUUAAUUAAAGGUUGUUGUUUGUUACUAAUAGAUAUAUAAUAAUACUUUUAUAGGAAAAAAAUUGAGGAUUUAAGUGAAGAUCAUAGUGUUUCUAAGGAAAGCAACAGUAACCCUGUGGAGGCAAAAGAAGUUAAAGGUCAGCAGAUUCCAUCUGUGAAAAGGAACAUACCAUCUUUAAGUUCACUGAUGAAACAGACAAAACCAAAUCCAAACAUUCUGUUUAGUUGCAUUGAUGUUCUGUUCUCAUAUGCUUACAUAAUGAGGCUUUACAAUGGAUGCCCAGAUGACACAUCAUAUCAAGCAGCAGAGAGUUUAAUGCAGCUUUCUGCAGUUUUGUCUCAAAAUGCAGUCUUUGAGAGUAUAGAAUCUGUAGUCUAUAACUCACUCAGUGUUGUGCAGAAUUCUAAGGAAUUGUAUUCAGAAGGGUUGUCUCACUGUGCACUUCUUGAUGUGAUAAACCUGAUUCAGGGACAUGAUGUAGCUCAGAGAGCAAAUUUUACAGAUUGUGCUCUCUCUGAUUUGAGCAGAUUUCUUAGUAGAGUAAGAGAAAAAGUAAAGUUGGAUAUAAAUAUGAAACAGAAGGACACAAACCUAUGCAGAUCCUUGUGGCUUGCCAAGAAAAAGACUGAAUUUUUACUAGCAUGGAUUCAUUCCAACACCACUGUUUUGCAAUCUGUUGUCUCAAGUGUACAAGUUUUACAUGCAGAGGUAACAGAGAGCUGUAAACAACAUAAGGAAGAAACUGAAAGGCUGGAAAAAACUUGGGGAGGAACAAAACCUCCAAAGAAAAUGCCACUGAUCACUGAAAUGUAA